Molecule: messenger RNA, 1252 nt
Organism: Diachasmimorpha longicaudata
Lineage: Eukaryota; Metazoa; Arthropoda; Insecta; Hymenoptera; Braconidae
Exons: 4
Coding region: 1-1152 (383 amino acids)
Source: RefSeq, a predicted model, not a curated record
AUGCCUAAAACCGCCCGAUCACUUGUUGUGGCCAAAGCACAUGCCAAAAAAUUGAACACCAGAGCGGAUAAGGGCAAGAUACACGAGGUAUGGCAAGACAAGGGAAGAAUGCAACGUGAGGGGUCCAAAAGACUAACUCAAACGGCAAGAGUCAUUGGUCCUGAUGAGGGCUGUGGUCUACAGGAACUUGAUCAAUAUCAGCGAUACUUGGCUGGAGAAGGAUGCCUUAUCAAGGGUACACCUGAAUUGAUUAGCAGAAAGAUGGCCGUCCGAUAUACCUUACCGAUUGUGUAUUAUCCAGAAGAGGACCACUACGAGCCAAUCCAAAAUUUACCUUCAUUCUUUGGCGUGAAGUAUUAUUGCGAGCAUUGUAACAAACCUUACACUACGCAAGGACAUGUUCGUGAUAAGACUUGUGAUAGGUGUUUGAAGAAUCCUCCGUGUGACUCUACGAUUGUUGAUAAAAUAGUGUGUGACGAUUGUAAUCGAGAAUUUCACGGUCAAUUGUGCUUCGAUCAACAUAAGAAGCCAGGAUCUUUCAACGGAAAUAACCCCACCGUCUGUGGCUACAUAAAAUUGUGUGGACAAUGUAAUACGAAAAUUGAUCAUCGCAAAACUCAGAAUCAUGUGUGUCAUAAAUAUUAUUGCAACGUAUGUCAAAAGGACGAAGAUAUUUCUCAUCUCUGCUAUAUUCCCACCUUAAAAAGCAAGAAAAAAUUAACUUUUAAACGCGUGGCGUUUGUUUUCUACCACUUUGAAACCAGACAGGAUGAGCUUCUACAAGGAACUACUGACGUCAACGUACACGUUCCUAAUCUUUGUGUCGGACAAACUGUGUGUGAUCGUUGUGCAGAUAUGAACGACGAUGACAUUGUGAACGCCAACGAUAAUCACGGAAAUCCAUGUGGCGUUUGUAAACAUCAGGAAAAUGUUUUCGAUGGUGAGGAUCCUGUGCGAGGAUUUGUUGAUUACAUCACGUCGAUGGUGGUUACAUUUGCGCAGAGCCCCCUGGCGCCAGGAGGUGGCCCUACGUUUUUACCGGUACUGUGGAAUUCUGGGAAACUACGUUUCUGGGAGGGGUUACCGAUUCUCGGGUGGGGCGCCACCGUCAGCUUGACUGGCGGGUUUUUAGCCGUUCGUAUUUCGAAUUGAACAACGAAGUUUCAAAAACCCGCGGCCCGCGAAAUGAAAAUUAGCUGUAAGAAAAAUGUAUGUUAUAUAAAGAAAAAUAAAUAAAUAAAUAAAAAUUAGA